UUAACAUGGAGGAUUACAUAUCUAAAAUAAAACGGUUUUCUAAACUGGACUUUCAAUCGAAGCAGGAGGUAAUAAUUAAAGGAAUAUCUCCAGAGACUUUUAAAAUUGAAGAAAGAUAAGAAAGACUGCCUUUGAUCAGAAGCAGCUGUACAUGGACCCAUUUACAAGUAAAGGUGUUGCAGAGGCAUGGACUGUAACUGCGUCAGCGAUCUGCUGCUGCCCCCGGUGCCCGCCCUCUGGACGCCAGGGUUCGCUUUCCCGGACUGGGCCUACAAGCCGGAGUCCAGCCCCGGAUCCAGGCAGAUCCAGCUGUGGCAUUUCAUCCUGGAGCUGCUGCAGAAGGAGGAGUACCAGGGCGUGAUCGCCUGGCAGGGCGACUACGGCGAGUUUGUCAUCAAGGACCCGGACGAGGUGGCCCGACUGUGGGGGAUCAGGAAGUGCAAACCUCACAUGAACUACGACAAGCUGAGCAGGGCACUGAGGUAUUACUACAACAAGCGUAUUUUGCACAAGACCAAAGGGAAGCGCUUCACCUACAAGUUUAACUUCAGCAAGGUGGUGCUGGUCAACUACCCCAUCCUGGACAUGGCCAACUCGCCCUUCUUCCUGGCCCAGAACCACUUCAACGGGGGCUCCGCGGCACCGGACUGCAGCCCAGAGGCCAUCCAGUCCCUGUUCCCUCGCUUGCCCGACUCCGGCAGAGCUUCCUCCCUGUUUGAUCGGGGGACGACAGCGCCGGCGCCCGAAGGAGACAAGCUCAGACUGGACACGUUUCCUUUCCUCGGCUCAGGCACCCCGUGUUACUCCAAGCCCCCGUCCCUGCUGGGCCCCUACCCCCGCAACCCUCCCUUUGACUACCCCUGGGGCUUCAACCCCUACCUCCCCGGGGCCUUCUCUCUCAACAACUGCCCCAAACUGCCCGCCGGCUCCCUCUACCCCUCCCAGUUCUACCCCGGCCCCUUGCAGAGCGGCCUCUCCCAGCUGCCUCACCCCUUCGCCAGCUUGCUGCCCCCGGGGGAGGCGGCGGCGGCGGCGCACACCGGCGGGACAAACGGCACGGCGGGGAGCAGACUGGGCUUGCCGCCCUACCCGGGGAGCCUGACGCUGGGGCGCGCGGACAUCGGCAGCGGGGCGUCGUUAGGGGAGAGACCCGACCCCGCGGUGUUGAACCUGGGCCUCGUGGCCGCAGGGGGCCGCCAGAGCCCCGCGGAGAGGCAGGGCAGCGUGAAGCAGGACCCCGAGUCGGACUCCGACCUGGAGAUCACAGACCUGAGCGACUGCAGCUCGGACAAUGAGCCCGAGUUCACCGCGGCCAAGGAGGUCCGCCAGGGGGCGCGGCCGCAGACGGCGCCGGAUGGGAAGAAGGCGGCCAUGUUGCCGCCCCUCACGUCCGUGUCCCCCCACCCUCUGAAGACCCUGAUGCCCAUCACUCCCACACCCCCUGCCCUCACGCCCUCGCUUGUCCCCGCCGUGGCGUCUUUGCAUGAGCGACACAGGGAGACAGAGACCCUUAAGAUGAUCCGCAGCUAAUACUUCUUCUUCUUCUACGGUGUGUGCGCGCUCUUCUUCUUCUCUGUAGCACUUUGU
Entelurus aequoreus (snake pipefish) is the source of this 1587-nucleotide messenger RNA. RefSeq names its product Ets2 repressor factor like 1 (gene erfl1). Gene Ontology annotation, biological process: regulation of transcription by RNA polymerase II; cell differentiation. The record is from RefSeq and is a predicted model, not a curated record. Gene Ontology annotation, cellular component: nucleus. Lineage: Eukaryota; Metazoa; Chordata; Actinopteri; Syngnathiformes; Syngnathidae. The transcript has 6 exons. Gene Ontology annotation, molecular function: sequence-specific DNA binding; DNA-binding transcription factor activity, RNA polymerase II-specific. Bases 187 to 1530 code for a protein of 447 amino acids.